Lichtheimia ornata is the source of this 906-nucleotide messenger RNA. RefSeq lists its product as uncharacterized. The record is from RefSeq and is a predicted model, not a curated record. The transcript is spliced from 2 exons. Lineage: Eukaryota; Fungi; Mucoromycota; Mucoromycetes; Mucorales; Lichtheimiaceae. Bases 1 to 906 code for a protein of 301 amino acids.
AUGACCUCUUCUCACGUUUGCCCCCAAUGCCCCAAGACCUACCAAUCGAAGAAUGCAUUGAACAAGCAUUUCCGCAAGCACCAUAAUCCCAACUUACCUCCUGACCGCAAAGGCCCUGCUCCAUUACGAACAACAGCCGAGCGUCGUGCUUACCAGCGGCAAUAUUACCGGGAGAAAAAAGAAGCCAUUAAGCAACGCAAGAAUAAAAAAGCAUGGAUUCGCCGUGGUGAGGAGAUGGCAUCGGAUGCUGUAGAUGACGUGGCGUUAGCUGAAAAGAUUGCUCAAGACGCUUGCGACGACAUACUUACAUUACUCACUGAUGUUGAGCAACAAUCUUGGCGAUUCAAUCCUGAACGACACAGCUGGCCAUUGGUCGAGGCGAUAAUGUAUGACGUUGGAGUUCAAGUUGUCGAUCAUGCCUUGUUUGAAGAAUCGGUUGGAGUGUUUUGCAAGGAAACCUUUUAUGAGCUUGAUCCAGAUGAACGUCUUAAUGCACGACAAUAUGCCCUAGAUGCGCUUGUUCAACACCGUAAAGUGAUAGGUCAUUUAGCAUCCAAGUUCCAUGCUAUGGCGCUUUUGUGUACCUUUGGCUUGGAUUUACGCGUCGACUCUGACGGUGAAGAUUCUGAAGAUGGCGACGAACAAGUUGCGUGUGAAGUAGAUGGAGGCAAUGAAGGUGACCAGCAUGUGUCAUCUGAAGUGCAUGGCAAUAGUGGUGAAGAGGCUUCUGACGUGUCGGUUGUGUCGAGUGGUGAGAGUAGCCUUUCAGAAGGUCUGGUGUUGACAAGAAGCCAGCGAAGAGCUCGCGAUGCUGAAAGAUUGGUAGUUUCAGAAGCUGACAAUGGCGACGAUGGCGAAGUUGGAGUGGUGACAAGAAGCCAAAGAAGGGUUGGAGGACAUGUAUAG